GUUGAUGAAGCACAUGGCUCUUCUAUAUCUGAAGAGGAUGAUAACGUGGAUUAUAUACCUAUACCUGCUGAGGAAGAUUCAGAUUAUGUUAAUAAUGAGGAUCAGAAUCCUUCACCAUUGCUGAUAUUAUCACAAUUCAAGUAUUUUGAUAAGUCUUAUGCAAAAAUGAAAAAGACUCAAAAAUGGAUUUUAUCAACUGGAAUGUGUAUCAAGAAUGCUAUCUUCGAGCAUUGCAAUAAAUUAUCAAAUGAAUCACUCCUACAUUCAUGGAUCAUUGAUUUUAAUGAUCAGAAGACAGAGACACUAUUUACAGUUACAGAAUAG
Messenger RNA from Ambispora gerdemannii, 324 nucleotides. Lineage: Eukaryota; Fungi; Glomeromycota; Glomeromycetes; Archaeosporales; Ambisporaceae. The record is from the annotation of a GenBank genome assembly.